GAGCCAAAGACUCUGUCAAACACUUUCAUGUUGAAUAUACCGGAUAUUCAUUUAAAUUUGGCUUUAAUGAAUUCUCAUCUUUGAAGGAUUUUGUCAAGCAUUUUGCAAACCAGCCUUUGAUUGGAAGUGAGACAGAACUUGGGGCAGAAGAGGAACUCAGGACGUCACAGCGCCACUGUUGUACCAUGAACUUGCACAUACUCGUUCUCUUGGAAACAUGGCCAGCGGGUUCUUCGUUAACUUUACAGUGGUGGGGACAGAUGCCACCACUGGCUUUUCCUUUUCUGCUGUUUCUGUGGCCUGGAUAGGCCCUCAGAUGAAUCACACAGUAUCAAGUGUAGACAACAAGCACAGUGGAAACCACAAAAUAGUUGUCUUGCUUUAUACUGACCGCACCAAGCCUGUAAUAGAAUAUUCCAAACUACAAAAUGGAAGCUAUAAUUUUUUUUUCUGGUGGAAAUUCUCCCAAUCGGCCCUGAACGUCACUUCGCCAUUCAACCACAGUGCUUCUCAUAAACACACGGCAGGCACUCUGAUUGUCCUGAAACAUCCCUACCCAAGAAAAGUGGAAGAACCUUCCAUUUACGAGUCUGUCCGGGUCCACACAGCAAUGCAGACGGGAAGAACGGCAAGCGACCUCGUGCCCACCGCACCUUCCCUGGGCACCAAAGAAGGUUACCUCACCAAACAGGGGGGCCUGGUCAAGACCUGGAAAACACGAUGGUUCACGUUGCACAGGAAUGAACUGAAAUACUUCAAAGACCAGAUGUCACCAGAACCGAUUCGGAUCCUAGACUUGACAGAAUGUUCAGCUGUGCAAUUCGAUUAUUCACAGGAAAGAGUAAACUGUUUUUGCUUAGUGUUUCCAUUCAGGACGUUUUAUCUCUGUGCAAAGACAGGAGUAGAAGCUGAUGAGUGGAUCAAGAUAUUACGCUGGAAACUGUCUCAAAUAAGAAAGCAGCUCGACCAAAGGGAAGGCACAAUCCGAUCUCGGUCAUUCAUCUUUAAAUAGACCUUUCCUGACCAGGAUGCCCUGACCCAGGAGCAAGGUGGCAUGGUCCCUGACUGAUGCUGUGAUCUGCAGCAGGCUUCGGAGGAAAGCUGACUGGGGAUUUUUCUUUCAAAACAAAUCAAAAGCAGAUGCGGAUUUGGACCUUGCAGAACCCACCACAUUUGCGGACUCAUGGGUCACUGCUUGCCCUUCAAGAUGUCGUCGUCUCCUUGAGAAUACCAAGCAUCAUCGUUCUGAUGCGAACCGAUGAACCACCAGCCCAGGCGUGCUCACUCAUAGAAUACUCAUGUGAGAGAAGAUGAAGGGUUUUUGUUUUCCCUCACUGCAGUCCCCAAACUGGUUGACAUCAGUUGCUUGGAGUCCCAUUCUGCAUCACGGUCAGCCCAUCUGACAUCCGGGUCAUGCUGUCCACCAGGAAGGGAACAGCUACGUACUCUGACUGCUUCUACAGAAAGUGCACGAAAAUAGCAAACACCAAAAGACCAGGGGCGGUGGGGGGCGGAGGGCGUGUUGUUUUUGCUUUUUAUUCUUUAUACAGAAAACAAAACAAUUUCCAAAACUAAAAUGGGAAAUGUUCACGGUUAUUUAUUUUCUCUUCGUUAAAGGCUCAGAAAUCUAGGGGGUCCUUCCUUCCCUUCUAAUGAUAAACCUGUGAGAACUAAAUGUCCUGUAGGAUGUCAGGUAGGAUGAUAAAGAUAAAGGAAGGUAAAACCUAAAAAAGUCUCAUAAUCAUUUUUGGGGGAAAGGUUUUAAAACGUAAGAAAACAUAAAUCAAGGGUAGGGAUUAAAGUAGUAGAUAACUUGUAGUUUAAUAAUAAUAAUUGGCAUGAUUAUUAUUAUAACAAAAUAGAGCACUUGGAAGCACCAAGUUGUCUUCAUCCAACAGUUCUGCACACAGACGGAGAGACUUCUCAAGCAGAGAAGAGUGUGCUAUGCCAAUCUCUCCCCCAGGGUGAGCUGUCCCUGUUGGCUCAGGGGAAGUAAGAAUCCCCUUGCACUGAGAUCGCUGAGCACCCUGAGCCCUUCUUCGAGAGCAACUUCUGUUGCCAGCUGAAGGAGCAACACUAAAUCCACAUGAAAUAUAUGGUGAUGUAUUACACCGUAUUUUCAAGCUAGAAUAAGGGGGUUGAAAUCGGGGAACAAAAUGCUGGCAUCCUGCGCUCAUAGAUUCUAGCCCCUUCUCUUAUCUUUAUUAAUACUGCUUUUUUAGGUAGAAGUUUGAAGGGAGAUAAAAGUGGAGGGAGACCCCAAAAUAAAAGAAUAUGGUGCAAAGCUCUGAUACAACAUUGCUUUUGCAGUCCAAGUGCAUACCUUGAUAAGUAAGUUUCUUCUGUUAAACAUCCGAGACUCAGAAGUUACAUUAAAUGCUUGUAUAUUUCAACAAGGUUUUUAAUGUAUCUUGUUACGUGUAUCAUAUGAGAUAAAGCAAAGGUCACGUUAAAAUGUAUUCUGUCAGGUUCACCAAGUAAGGAGUUGCAAAUGAAUCCUCAUGGAGAUGUGCGUUCAGGUUUUGUUUUCUUAGAGCCAAGAGUUUUUCUUUGCGUAGUAGAUAUUGUUCUUUUUGUAAAAUAUGUCAUGUUUAUUUAUAUUCUUUGGUUAAGUUUAUUAAAAAGAGCAUUUUGCUGUGCCUG
Molecule: messenger RNA, 2643 nt
Organism: Ailuropoda melanoleuca (giant panda)
Lineage: Eukaryota; Metazoa; Chordata; Mammalia; Carnivora; Ursidae
Gene: DAPP1
Product: dual adaptor of phosphotyrosine and 3-phosphoinositides 1
Exons: 8
Coding region: 218-1012 (264 amino acids)
Source: RefSeq, a predicted model, not a curated record